Molecule: messenger RNA, 3519 nt
Organism: Cryptomeria japonica (Japanese cedar)
Lineage: Eukaryota; Viridiplantae; Streptophyta; Pinopsida; Cupressales; Cupressaceae
Product: plasma membrane ATPase 4
Exons: 22
Coding region: 279-3131 (950 amino acids)
Biological process (GO): proton export across plasma membrane; regulation of intracellular pH
Cellular component (GO): plasma membrane
Molecular function (GO): P-type proton-exporting transporter activity; ATP binding; ATP hydrolysis activity
Source: RefSeq, a predicted model, not a curated record
AGCGACCAAUUGUGAUCCAUGUAGAGAAAUUCAAGCCUUCACACUCCAACAGGUAUGGAAAACUACAUGCUUGUCAGUUGUAGCAAGGCACAUACUCAAGAGUGUUCAAAGCUAAAAUUAAUGCGAACAAAGAAUGUGAGUUGAAUAAAUGACUGUUUUUAUUGGGUUAAGGCAGCAGGGCCAGGAACAGGAUUUGUAUUUGGGUGCUUCAUCGGUUGCUCCGUGGGCGAGGUUUCUGUAACUUUUGCUAGACCAAGCAGAAAUCUAAAUUUAAAAGCAUGGAGUCCGAUGAGACAAAACCUCUGCUUCCAGAGGAUUUCAACACAGAUAUGGUUGAUCUGGCACGAGUGCCUUUGGAAGAAGUAUUUGAGCAACUGAGAACCUCCAGAUCAGGACUGACAACCGAAGAUGGAGAGGCUCGUCUGCAAAUUUUUGGACCCAACAAGUUAGAGGAGAAAACUGAAAACAAGUUUUUGAAGUUUCUUAGUUUUAUGUGGAACCCUCUGUCUUGGGUCAUGGAAGCUGCAGCAAUCAUGGCUAUUGCUCUUGCUAAUGGUGGGGGCGAAGCUCCUGACUGGCAAGAUUUUAUUGGAAUUGUCUGUCUGUUGAUAUUAAAUUCAACAAUCAGUUUUAUAGAGGAAAACAAUGCAGGCAAUGCAGCAGCUGCUCUCAUGGCCAGUUUAGCUCCAAAAACUAAGGUUCUUCGAGAUGGGCAAUGGCAGGAACAAGAUGCUGCAAUUUUGGUUCCAGGAGAUGUUAUUAGCAUAAAGCUCGGAGAUAUUGUUCCUGCAGAUGCUCGUUUGCUUGAAGGUGAUCCUUUAAAAAUUGAUCAGUCGGCCCUGACUGGCGAAUCUCUUCCAGUGACAAAGAAGACAGGGGAUGAAGUCUUUUCUGGCUCAACAUGUAAACAAGGAGAAAUUGAGGCUGUUGUAAUCGCUACUGGUGUUCAUACAUUCUUUGGAAAAGCUGCCCAUCUUGUUGAUUCAACAGAAGUUGUUGGGCAUUUUCAAAAGGUCCUUACAGCAAUUGGUAACUUCUGCAUUUGUUCAAUAGCUGUUGGUAUGGUUUUGGAGAUCAUAGUCAUGUAUCCUAUCCAGCAUCGCUCUUACAGAAGUGGAAUCAACAAUCUCCUGGUUUUGCUAAUUGGUGGAAUCCCCAUUGCCAUGCCAACUGUUCUGUCGGUCACUUUGGCAAUAGGUUCUCACCGUCUGUCCCAACAGGGUGCAAUUACAAAGAGAAUGACUGCAAUUGAAGAAAUGGCUGGAAUGGAUGUUCUUUGCAGUGACAAGACUGGAACUCUUACUCUAAAUCGUCUAACUGUGGACAAAAAUCUUAUUGAGGUAUUCCACAAGGAUAUGGAUAAGGAUACAGUGGUCUUACUUGCAGCAAGAGCUUCUAGAAUUGAGAAUCAAGAUGCUAUUGAUGCUGCCAUUGUAAAUAUGCUUGCCGAUCCUAGAGAGGCACGAGCAAAUAUCACCGAAGUUCAUUUUUUCCCUUUUAAUCCGGUUGACAAACGAACGGCCAUUACCUAUAUUGAUUCUGAUGGAAUAUGGUAUCGUGCCAGCAAAGGAGCUCCAGAGCAGAUUCUUGAUUUGUGUGUGGAGAAAGCUGAGAUUGCUGACAGAGUACAUGCAAUAAUUGACAAGUUUGCGGAGCGAGGAUUGCGUUCCUUAGCUGUUGCAAUUCAGACUGUGCCUGAGCAAAGCAAAGAAAGCCCCGGGGAUCCUUGGAGGUUUUGUGGAUUGUUGCCACUAUUUGAUCCUCCCCGACAUGACAGCGCUGAAACAAUCCGCAGAGCUCUUAAGCUUGGUGUCUGCGUGAAAAUGAUUACGGGAGAUCAACUAGCAAUCGCUAAAGAGACUGGUAGGCGUCUCGGGAUGGGAACAAAUAUGUAUCCAUCAUCGUCAUUGCUUGGCCAUGUAAAAGAUGAAGUUACGGAAGUAUUGCCUGUGGACGAGCUGAUCGAGAAGGCUGAUGGAUUUGCUGGUGUCUUUCCUGAACACAAAUAUGAAAUCGUGAAAAAACUUCAGGAGAGAAAACACAUAUGUGGGAUGACAGGUGAUGGAGUCAAUGAUGCUCCCGCCUUGAAAAAGGCAGACAUUGGAAUUGCAGUGGCAGAUGCCACCGAUGCUGCCAGGGGUGCAGCUGACAUUGUUUUAACAGAACCUGGAUUGAGUGUCAUUGUCAGUGCUGUGCUUACAAGCCGUGCCAUAUUCCAAAGGAUGAAGAAUUAUACGAUUUAUGCAGUAUCUAUUACUAUUCGUAUUGUGCUUGGUUUCAUGCUACUGGCCCUCAUAUGGGAAUAUGAUUUUCCUCCCUUCAUGAUCUUGAUCAUAGCUAUUCUUAAUGACGGUACCAUCAUGACAAUCUCACAAGACAGAGUAAGACCAUCACCAGGGCCUGACAGCUGGAAACUAAAUGAAAUAUUUGCAACAGGAGUAGUAAUUGGCAGUUACCUUGCACUGAUAACUGUGCUGUUCUACUGGACUGUAACAAACACAACAUUCUUUGAGACACAUUUCCAUGUGAAAUCAAUAAGUAGUAACAAUGAACAAGUUACUGCUGCUAUUUAUUUACAAGUCAGCAUAAUCAGCCAAGCCCUUAUUUUUGUCACACGUUCUCAAGGCUGGUCCUUUACGGAACGUCCUGGGACUCUCCUUAUGUGUGCUUUUGUGCUAGCUCAACUGGUUGCAACAUUGAUAGCAGUAUAUGCACAUUGGGGGUUUGCUUCCAUAAAAGGUGCAGGAUGGGGAUGGGCUGGAGUAAUUUGGCUUUAUAGUGUGGUUUUUUACGUACCUCUGGAUAUCAUAAAGUUUGCAGUCCGUUACAGCCUCAGUGGAGAAGCUUGGGCAUUGGUAUUUGAGAGGAAGACCGCAUUCACCACAAAGAAAGACUACGGAAAAGAGGAUAGAGAAGCCAAAUGGGCAAUUGCUCAGAGAACUCUACAUGGACUUGUCAAUCCUGAAGCUACUACUUAUGGCAGACGGUCAUCAAUGAUCGCAGAGCAGGCCAGAAGGCGUGCAGAAAUUGCAAGGUUGAGAGAGGUGCAUACAUUGAAAGGACAUGUCGAAUCAGUCGUUCGAUUGAAGGGAUUAAACAUCAAUGCCAUUCAACAAGCAUAUACUGUCUAAUGAAAAUCAACCAUAUUGGGUAGGUGUCAAUCCUCGUUCAUAAGCUGGGGAGACUUCUGAACGACAUGAUUUUGUGUGACAAAAACAAUAUCUGACAAAGUUACAAUGGAGGAGAAUGCAUUUGAUCUGGCCUAGCAAAUAUUGGCAAGCUGAUGGAUUUUCCCACAAUGUAUCUACCCCAAAAUUACCCUGUCCAGAGGUUAAAUUUGUUGGGCAUAGAGAAAAUUCAUUAGGCUGAGUAAUAUUCCAUUUUCUCUGUAUUGGUUGAGAGUAUUUUAAGUCACGAGGUAGAGUUUUGACAUUCCAAUUCCCUUCCAGUUUUCAGCCUUUCCAUGUCAUUAAAUUAUUUGAUAGCAAUAAAAAAUGUUCAAUGUCUUUGGAUGCAUAA